Phaedon cochleariae (mustard beetle) is the source of this 1422-nucleotide messenger RNA. The record is from the annotation of a GenBank genome assembly. NCBI's taxonomy places the organism in Eukaryota, Metazoa, Arthropoda, Insecta, Coleoptera, Chrysomelidae.
AUGCCUCGAAUCUUUGUGAAGAAUUCGCGACGCGGUUUGCAUCUUAAAAGAGAACACAAAAAUACGGAGGAUGAGCAGGUUCAAAAAAAGAUUUCAUGUGCUGCUAGGCUCGCUGCUAAGCAUGAAAAUGAUUCUGCUCUACAUCUCAUUGCUGGUGCAAGCAACAUGGAGGACUGUGAUAAAGUUGCGGAAAAGCUGAUCAACAAAAAUGUUAAUGUGAAUGCACAAAAUCGACAAGGGUUUACCCCAUUACAUAUUGCUAUCCAAGCAGAUAAUAAAGCAAUUUUCGAGUUACUUCUGAAACAAGAUUACUUGAACGUUAACCUGAAGACUAUAGAGGAGCACACACCACUCUACUAUGCUCUACUCAAAUAUGAAUCGGGUGACACUGGUGAUGAUUCGUAUGCAGCAUGCCUGAUGAAAAGCGAUAUUCAAACCAAUCCACUCUACUCAGAAUACUGUAACAGUUUGAUGCAAAUAUUGAUUUUAAAUGGGGCUGAAAAUGCUGCAAUUUUUUUGGCAGUGGAAGUGGCUAAUUUGAACCAUGUUAAUAGCGAGGGUGAAACUGCUCUCCACAUAGCAUGCUCAAAGAAUUUUUCCAAACUAGUCCUUCAUCUGGCGAAACUGGGAGCAAAUUGCAAUCUCCUGACGAACGAAUCGAGACAAUCUCCUCUUCAUUAUGCUGUUGAAUCAAAUUCUGAAGACUGUAUAAAAGUUUUCAUAGAAUUCAAUGAAUAUAUUGAAGGAUCAGAUACAUCUGAACCAAGAGUUCCAUGUAACUUCAACCUACGAGAUAUCAAUGGGGAUACUGCUAUAAGUUUAGCCUUGAAUAAAGGUUAUAAUCAUUUGGUUCCAGUUUUGAUUGAGGGAAAAGCUGAUGUGAAUAUCAGAAAUGGUAAAGACUUCACUUUAUUACAUCAGGCGAUACUAAAUGAAGACUCCAAAACCGCCAUAUUUUUGUUGAACCAUGGUGUCGAUAUAAAUGCAAAAACUACUGACUAUGAAACUCCUCUGCAGCUUGCCAUACACUGUCAUUUAGCUAAUGUUGUUGAUGCUCUUUGUACAAGAGGAGUCGACAUGUCGGCUCCAGAUAGACUUGGAAAUUGUGCUUUAUGGGCAGCUUUAGAUUCUGAUCAAGAAGAAAUAGCAAGUAUAUUGACGUUGGUGGAACAUCGAGCGAAUAUUAAUAUCAGAGAUUCUGAAAACAAAACUCCUCUUCAUAUUGCCAUUGAAAAUCAACAUGAUGAAAUAAUCACAUUGCUACUCAGUGUUCCAGAAAUCGAUUUGAGUUUGAGAGAUAAAUUUGGGCUGAGUCCAUUUGCGGCUGCGUUAACUUUCAGAAACAAUAAAGCAGCUCAAGCAAUUCUGGAUAAGUUACCGAGUGCUGCAGAACAAGUGAGUGGCCUAGCAGAUGAAUUUUAA